GAAGCAGCAGAGAAUUAGGAGCAACAAUUGAGAGCUCUCUGCCUAUAAAUACCCACCUCCUGUUCUUCCCACACCAGCAUCCACAGCAUCAUAAAUCUCCUCUCUUCUUUUGUUCCCUUCUCCUCUCUUUCCCUCUCUCUCUCUUCCUCAUCUGCUACAGAAUCCCACAGUAGUCUAAUCCCCCUGUUUCAUCACCAUUCCAACUCCACAAGUCCACAGUGCUCCAAUUCCCCUGUUUCUUCCGUAUUGCAACUCCACUUGCAUUCUCUUAGGUCUAAUUUCAUAUCAUUUCCCACAAUUCUUGGAAGAAGAAGAAGAAAAGCCACUUACUUGGAGACUGGGGAGACGAAGAAACCCUGGAAUCAUGGACGGAACGCUGGAAAACAUACAGCUGACGUCAUUUCCCGGCGAGAUCAGCGCCGCCUUAUCGGAGAUCCUCCUCUCUGGCACGAACGCGCUCGACUCCAUCUUCUCCCACCUCCCGCCGCCGCUCCCUGCUGCCCGGUACCCGGUCGCCGCGCCCCUUGGCUCCGCCGUCUACCUCCGCCAGACGGAGCUGCUGCGGCGGCUCAGCACCCGGCGUUACGGCAGGGCUGCCUCGUCGCCGUACCACAACUCGGCCGCGGCGGAGAACGGGAAGAAGAAGCUCUACCGGGGGGUGCGGCAGCGGCAGUGGGGGAAGUGGGUGGCGGAGAUCCGGCUGCCCCAGAACCGGAUGCGGAUCUGGCUCGGCACCUACGCCUCCCCGGAGUCGGCGGCGUACGCGUACGACCGGGCGGCGUACAAGCUCCGCGGCGAGUACGCGCGCCUCAACUUCCCGGCCCUGCGGGACGCCGGGGACUGCCCCGAGCGGCUCAGGUCACUGCGGUCCGCCGUCGACUCCAAAAUCCAGGCCAUCUGCCAGCGCCUCGGGCGGCGCCGGGCGGCGAAGCGAUCGGCGAAGGCGGCCGGCGAUAAGGCGAGGUCAGCCAAGGCGGCUGCGAAGGCCGUGAAGGACGCCGAGGCGGGCGCGUCGCAAACGUCAUCGUUAACGUCGUCGUCGGCUUUCGAAAUGGACGGUGUGUGUUCGCUGGCUCGGAUGCCAUCCUACGAUCCAGAAUUAAUUUGGGAAGUGCUCACUACUUAAUACGUAAAAGAAUUAUUAUUAUUAUUAUUAUUAACUUAAUAAUUAAUGAGAUCAUCAUAAAAGAUUUGGAUCGAA
Molecule: messenger RNA, 1201 nt
Organism: Musa acuminata AAA Group (dessert banana)
Lineage: Eukaryota; Viridiplantae; Streptophyta; Magnoliopsida; Zingiberales; Musaceae
Product: ethylene-responsive transcription factor ERF061-like
Exons: 1
Coding region: 365-1126 (253 amino acids)
Biological process (GO): regulation of DNA-templated transcription
Molecular function (GO): DNA-binding transcription factor activity; DNA binding
Source: RefSeq, a predicted model, not a curated record